Messenger RNA from Bipolaris oryzae ATCC 44560, 1212 nucleotides. RefSeq lists its product as uncharacterized. Lineage: Eukaryota; Fungi; Ascomycota; Dothideomycetes; Pleosporales; Pleosporaceae. The coding region runs from base 1 to 1212 and encodes 403 amino acids. The record is from RefSeq and is a predicted model, not a curated record. The transcript is spliced from 4 exons.
AUGGACAAAGCAAAGGCAGCCAUCACCGAGUUCAUGGGCAGGUCCGGCCACCACGACACCACCGUCCACGAGGCAGUUGCUCCCGCUGUACACCACGAGGUUGUCAAGCCCCAUGUACACGAGGAGAUCAACACUGCCAUUGACAAGGAGGUCCACCAAGAUCACUACCACCGCACUGUUCAGCCCAUCCACGACCGCGAGGUCCUCCCCGAGACACACACUGCCAAGCUCGGAGCAGUCCAGCACCGCGAGUUCGACCACCGUGACACCGAUGCCACCAAGAGGACCCUCAUUCAAGACCAGGCUCGUUUUGCCGACGAGAGGCGUGUCGAGGAGACCACCCACAGCCAGAGCGUCGCUCCCACCGUUGGCGGAGAGCACGUCCACCACCACAUCCACGAGACUAUCCAGCCAGUAGUCCAGAAGGAGACCAUCCAACCCAGCGUUGUCCACACCACUGUUCCUAUUCACGAGGUACACCACAACAAGGCCACUCACCAUGAGACCACUGCUCUGCCCGCCAUGACUAUGGAGCAAUUCAAGGCCAAGGGUGGAUCCCUGACUGGCCGUGAGGAGCGCUACGACGAGUUCGAGGGUGUCCCCAAGAACAUUGGUGGCGUCAGCGCUCUCGCUGGUGCUGAGGGCCUUCACCACAAGACCACUCACGACCACUCUUCCGCCCGUCACGGUGAUCUUCACACCAAGAACCCCUUGGACCGCAACAACGAUGGCAGGGUUGAUGCUCACGACCUGACCAAGAGCGGCUCUCACAGCUCGCACAACAGCAGCACCGUCGGCACUGGUGCCUACGGAACCACCCAUGGAACCACCCACAACCCCAUGGACCGUAACAACGACGGCAGGGUCGAUGCUCAUGAUCUAUCGGGCAACCGCUCUCACGACUUGGAUGACACUUCCCGCAGCAAGCAUGUGGGCGCUACAGGUACGCUAGAUUCCGCUGGAAUGGCGCAUGGUGUGAGCGACAGAGGACAUUUGGCGCAUCGUGCCAACGAGGACGGUGGGUUGCCUAGAGCGCUCACCGAAGAUGUGUCCAAAGCUCGUCCUCACACCCAAGCCGAAGAGGAACAAGUAAGACUUUUGCAAGAAUCCAGAGGCCAACACUUCGCAGGUAAACACAAGCCCAGCCUGAUGGACAAGCUCAACCCUAAGGUUGAUGCAGACGGUGACGGAAAGGCUGGAUUCAUGAAAUAA